This is a messenger RNA of Meloidogyne enterolobii, 4240 nucleotides long. NCBI's taxonomy places the organism in Eukaryota, Metazoa, Nematoda, Chromadorea, Rhabditida, Meloidogynidae. The record is from the annotation of a GenBank genome assembly.
UUUAACAAUGUCUCGCAAACUCAAAGCUAGAAAUCUCAACCAGUUAGAAACUCAAAAUGAUAACGAACAAAUUGUGCAAGAUAGAGGAAAUGAAAUGCAUGUUGAUUUACCUGCACGACUCGAUGAUAAUGAAGAUUUACUUAAUAUGGAAAUUCCGCCUCUUAUAAAAUCUAUUACAUACAAAGAAGGGUGUGAGCGUUUGGUGAUUUCGCACAUUCAAGUCGAUAACUUUAAAUCUUAUUUUGGAAAACGAAUUAUUGGACCAUUCCAUAAGUGCUUUACUUCAAUAAUUGGGCCAAAUGGAAGCGGGAAAAGUAAUGUAAUUGAUGCCUUGUUGUUUGUAUUUGGUUACCGUGCUUCUAAAAUUCGUUCGAAAAAGGUCAGUGUCCUCAUCCAUUCUUCUGCUGGGAAAGAUGAUUUAAAUAGUUGUACAGUUGCAGUUCACUUUUGUAAGAUAAACGACAAUCUUAUUGGUAAUGGUUACACAAAGGUUCAUGGUUCGGAUAUUGAAAUUUCACGGACUGCAUAUAAAGAUAAUACUAGCAAAUAUACACUUAAUGGGCGAACAGUGAAAUUCAAAGAAAUUGGCGAUCUUUUACGUGCAAAUGGAAUUGACUUGGUUCACAAUCGUUUUUUAAUCUUACAGGGAGAAGUUGAGCAAAUUUCAAUGAUGAAACCUAAAGCUGAAACGGAAGAUGAGGAAGGUAUGCUUGAAUAUUUGGAAGAUAUUAUUGGUUCAAGCCGGUUAAAACCGCUUGUUUUGAAACUUCAUAGACGAAUUGAACAGUUAAACGAGCGUCGAGCUCUACAACUUCAGCGAGUUCAACACGCAGAGAAGGAGAAAAAUCAAUUGGAUGGGCCAGUCCGAGAAGUGUUAAAACUAAUGCGUCUGGAGAAUGCUUUGACUUGUUUGAACAACAAAAUUUUGCUUUCAAAAAGCAUUCUCGACAGAUGCGACGAUGCUGUCCAAUCAGUCAGAAAGAAAAAAGCUAAUCAGGAACAAGUAAUAGUUAAAGCAGAAAAUGACUCGAAUAGACAUGAAAGUCGCCGCAAUAAAUUAAUGAAGGAUAUUGAAAAUGAAAAUCAAAGGGUUGAGGAACUUGAGUCUGUGCCUGAACGUUCUAGAGGAAAGAUUGAGGCUUUUCGUAAUCAGCUCGAAGAAAUGAAUGCACAAAUUGAAGAGUUUUCACCCAUUUUGAUGGCGAAGUUGCAAGAAGUACGUGAAGCUUUGAAAUCUGAGGAACCAAAGAAAGCAAAAUUGGAAGAGGAACUUGGUGAACUUUCAAUUAAAGAGGAUUCAUUGAAUAGUAAGUUAACUUUGGCUCAGCAACGUCUUUUAAACCUUCAAAGUGAAGAAGAGGAACAGAGACAAAAAUUCGAUGCUUUACAAGCAGAUUUGCUUAGAACUGAGGAGACUGUCUCAAGCCGAGAGAAAAAACUUCAAACAGCCCAAGCCCAGCUUCCGGACCUUGAAGCCACAUUUGAAGGGAAAACUUCAAGACUGGCUCAUUUACACGAACAGGAAGCUCGGUUCACUGGACGAAUACGUGAACUCAGACGAAAAUAUGAAGAGCAGAAACAAACUGAGGAAUGUUACACUAGCGCUAAUAAACUUCUAAAUCGAAUAAUGGAGGCAAAACGUAAUGGAGAAAUUCAAGGGAUAUUUGGACGUUUGGGCGAUUUGGGUGCUAUCGAUGAAAAAUACGACACUGCUAUUUCUGUAAAUUUUCCGCAGCUUGAAUAUAUUGUUACCGACACAAUUCAAACUGCCCAACAAUGUAUUGAAUUGUUGAAACGUGAACAACUUGGCGUCUCUACAUUUAUUGCACUUGACAAACAACAACAAUAUUGGCGAAAUAUUUGUGCAGUUCCUAAGACACCAGAAAAUGUUCCUCGACUUUUUGAUUUGAUUCGUGUUAAAGAUGAACAUGUUCUUCCUGCUUUUUAUUAUGUUCUGGGUGAAACGCUUGUAGCGGAUGAUAUUGUCGCUGCUACACGUAUUGCAAUGGGUAGUGAGCGUCGUUGGAGAACCGUUACUCUUAAAGGCGAGCUUGUUGACGUUUCUGGUGCAAUGACAGGUGGUGGAACUGUCCAAGCCCGAAGCCGAAUUGGUCGUGAAGUUGUCGUUGUUACCAGCCAACAAUUAGAUAAUCGUCAAGAAGCCUCAACACAACAACAAUUGGCAGAAUUACAGCAAGAAUUAAACAACGCAGAGGCAGAGUUGACCAACAUUAAACGCCAACAUGCACAACUUGAACCUGAACUUCAGAAACGUAGAGAUGAUUUAAAACAGAUCAGACUGUCGAUUAGAGAAAUGCAACUAGAGAUUGAGAAUUCAAAUAUACGAAUAGUUGACCUUAGGAAGCAAAUUGAGAUACAAAAACAAAAUGUUGUGAAUGCAUCAGCAAACCCUGAGGAAGUUAAAAAUGUUAAAGCAGAAAUUACUUCUCUUACUUCAAAAACUACUGAAAUUGGCAAGCAAACUGAUAAAAUUCGCUCAUCUCUUAUGGCAAUAAAUGCUCGGAUGGAGGAGGUUGAUGAGAGAAUUGCAGGUCCUCACAGAGAACGUUUACGUGAAGCAGAGGACCGUAAGAAAGAAGCGGAAAAUGGAAUUACUAAAGAAUCGGCAGCAAUUAUAACAAGUGAAAGAAAUUUGAAAAAGUCGCGUGCUAAAAUUGCAAAUUUGGAGAAAGAUGUUAUGGAUGUAGAGAAACAAUUCGAAUUGUGCACAAAAAGUAUUUCUUUGGCUAGAGAUCGUUUAGUAGAAUAUGAAACACAACUUGUGCAAUGCAAUGAAGAUCUAGAUUUAGCUAAACAAAAAUUAAAUGAGUUUAUUAGUUCGGUUAGUGAUAAUAAUGAAAGAGAAGUCGAAUUACAAAGACAAGUCAGUCAAUUGCAACAUGAAGUAAAACGUCUUACUGGUGAAUUGGCAACACUAGAGGCAAAAUUGAAAGCUUUGUCUUCAAAGCUUUCAAAAUUGCGACUCUAUAGGUUGAAACGAUUGACAGAUGCUCUUUCUAAACAUAUAGAGCCUUUAAUUUUACCUGAUGAAGAUUUUGAUGAAUUAGUGGAUGAUGAUGUUGAAGAAAUGGAGCAGGAUGAGAAUUUGAAUGUUAAUGAACAAUUACCUAAACAAAAGUUACAACGACAACUUUCAUCAGCACAAAAACGUCAACAGCAACAACAAAAUAUUUUACAACAACAGCAAGAAGAGGCAAAUGAUGGGUUGGAUUCUUAUCUUGAAGAAUGUAUUGAACAAGAGGAAACGGAAGCAGCUGAUAGAAUUGAAUUGGAAAGGAUUGAAAUUGAUGAAAACUCGGGACCGGUGGACGAACCAAUGGAGCAGGACUUAGUUGACGACGAUGUAAUUGAUGCAAAUCUUACUACCACUCCUGCUUCUCAAAAUUUAUCUCAUCUCCAGUCACCAAAUGAUCGUCGUCCACAUAAUUCUGCUGCUAAAACGAGAACAAAUCCAGAUUCUCAAAUGAUAAUACAGAAUUCACAAUGUUUUAUUCCAUUACCUCGCUAUACGGAUGAACGGAUUAGGGAAUUUUGCGUCGACGAUUUGGAGACAGAUCUAGCAACAUUGGAACAGCGAAGAGCAAAGCAACGAGUUAAUUUGGCGAUUGUUAUGGAUUUUAUGCAAAAGUUGGAUCGCUACGAGGCGGAAUUUAACCGUCUUUCUGAAAUUACUUCACUUCGUGAUCGCCAUCGUGCUUUGCAUGAUAAAUUGAAGAAACAGCGUCUUUUUGAAUUUAUGGAAGGAUUUCAAGAGAUUGCCACACUUCUCCGCACUACAUAUCAAAUGAUUACUAUCUUGGGAGAUGUUUCACUUGAAUUGGUAGAUGCAUUAGAUCCAUUUUCUGAAGGAAUUGCAUUUAAUGUUCGACCACCGAAAAAAUCUUGGAAACAGAUAUUGAAUUUGUCUGGCGGUGAAAAAACUUUGGCAUCUCUUUCUUUGGUUUUUGCCCUUCAUCAUUAUAAACCAACACCACUCUAUGUGAUGGAUGAAAUUGAUGCUGCGUUGGAUUUUCGAAAUGUUUCUAUAAUCGCUAAUUAUCUUUUGGAGCGUACACGUAAUGCUCAAUUUAUUGUUAUUUCACUUCGCAAUCAAAUGUAUGAAAAAUCGGAUCGUUUAAUUGGAAUUUACAAAAUUAAUGAUUGUACAGGAAAUGUAUGUGUGGAUCGACAUGUUUUUGAGAAUAAACGUGAGUUAAAGUAUGAACAAUUAAAUACAUGA